AUGUUGCCCGCGUAUGAUCCAAAUGAUUGGGAAGCUGGCAUGAAGCUUUUAGAGGACCUGACCACAAAUGCGUAUAAAGUGCAACAACAGGUAUUAGAGGAGAUUCUAACACAAAAUGUUCACACAGAAUAUCUUAGGAGCUUUCUCAGUGGCCAUUCUGACAAGAAACCUUUCAAGGAGAAAGUUCCUGUUGUGAAUUAUGAAGACGUUAAGCCUUACAUCGAGCGGAUAGCCAAUGGAGAGCCAUCAGAGAUAAUUUCGGCUCAACCAAUCACUGAGCUCCUCACAAGCUCGGGAACUUCAGAAGGGCAGCCAAAGUUGAUGCCUUCAACUGCUGAAGACUUGGAUAGAAAGACAUUCUUCUAUAACCUCCUUGUGCCAGUGAUGAACAAGUAUGUGGAUGGCUUGGAUCAAGGAAAAGGAAUGUACCUUUUGUUUAUCAAAUCCGAAAUUAUUACUCCUUCAGGUUUGAUAGCAAGACCUGUCCUAACAAGCUAUUACAAGAGUAAAAACUUUAGAAAUCGGCCUUUAAAUCGGUUCAACGUUUACACAAGCCCGGACGAGGCUAUCUUGUGUCCAGACAGCAAGCAGAGCAUGUACUGCCAAUUACUUUGUGGCUUAGUACACAGGGACCAUGUUCUAAGGGUUGGUGCUGUUUUCGCAUCUGCCUUUCUUCGGGCUAUCAAAUUCUUGGAGGAUUACUGGAGAGAGCUGUGUUCUAACAUUAGAACUGGUCGUGUCAGUGACUGGAUCACAGAACCCAGUUGCAGAAAGGCUGUAUCUUUAAUUAUUAGCAAACCCAAUUCAGAUUUGGCUGAUUUGAUUGAGUAUGAGUGUGGCAGUAAAUCAUGGGAAGGGAUAAUUAAAAAGCUUUGGCCUAGAACAAAGUAUAUUGAAGUAAUUGUUACAGGUUCUAUGGCCCAAUACAUCCCUACACUGGAAUUUUACAGCGGUGGACUCCCUCUAGUUUCAACUAUGUAUGCUUCUUCUGAAUGCUACCUUGGUAUCAAUCUCAAACCGCUAAGCAAGCCUUCUGAUGUUUCUUACACUCUCCUCCCUAACAUGGCCUACUUUGAGUUCAUACCGGUGGAGAAAAACCAUGAAGAGUCUGAGGAGAUCCAAUGCAACAGUGUUUCUGAUGAGAAUUGCACACAGGAGACUAGAAAGGCAAGAAUGGAAACAGUCGACCUAGUGGACGUGAAGCUUGGUCACUAUUACGAACUUGUUGUCACUACUUUUACAGGGCUAUACAGAUACAGAGUAGGAGACAUUCUCAUGGUUACUGGUUUCCACAACAAUGCUCCCCAGUUCCGGUUUGUUCACCGCAGAAAUGUGGUCUUGAGCAUUGACACUGACAAAACAAAUGAAGAAGACCUGUUAAAUGCAGUGACACAAGCGAAGCGCCUGCUCGAGCCCCUCGGCUUUCUCCUGACUGAGUACACUAGCUAUGCCGACACUUCAUCAAUCCCAGGUCAUUAUGUACUAUAUUGGGAGCUUAAAAUGAAAGGGAAUAACGAUUUACCCGAGCUUGAUCAGAAUAAAAUGGAACAAUGUUGCUCCAUAAUGGAAGAUUCACUGGAUUUUGUCUAUAGGAGAUGCAGGAAAAAUGACAAAUCAAUUGGACCCUUGGAGAUAAGGGUGGUGAUGCACGGGGCAUUUGAUGCACUAAUGGAUUUUUGUGUUUCUCAAGGGUCUUCUGUCAACCAAUACAAAACGCCCAGAUGCAUUAAAUCAGAGGAAGCCAUCAAGAUUUUGGACGCAAGGGUGAUGGGAAGGUUUUUCAGUAAAAAAAUUCCUUUUUGGGAGCCCUUUAGGAUGUAGACUAAAUGAAAUGACAAUGACAUGGGUUGGGGAAGUGAUCUUCCUAUUUGCUUUUUCCAGAUUCUGCCAUGUGGGAAUAUCAUGGGGUUAAUUUUCUGUCUCUGUU
Juglans regia (Persian walnut) is the source of this 1927-nucleotide messenger RNA. RefSeq names its product indole-3-acetic acid-amido synthetase GH3.17-like. Gene Ontology annotation, molecular function: acid-amino acid ligase activity. Gene Ontology annotation, cellular component: cytoplasm. The transcript is spliced from 4 exons. Lineage: Eukaryota; Viridiplantae; Streptophyta; Magnoliopsida; Fagales; Juglandaceae. The record is from RefSeq and is a predicted model, not a curated record. The coding region runs from base 1 to 1821 and encodes 606 amino acids.